AUGGCAGUAACACACGUCUUCAAAGUCGUGGACGGACUCUCUCUGGAGAUAGACGUCCACGAACCCACCCCAAAACAAGAAAACAACCCCGUGCUGCUCCACUUCCAUGGAGGAUUCCUAGUAAUCGGAGAAAAAACCACCUUCCCUCCUCACUGGCUCAUCAACGCCUGUCGCAAACGCAGAUGGACAUACGCAACAGCCUCCUACCGCCUCCUCCCCGAAUCCUCCGGCCAUGAAAUCCUGCAAGACGCAGUCGACGCCGUCAACUGGGUGCACGAUAAUAUCAGCAAGCGGGUGAUCAUCGCUGGGUCCAGCGCAGGCGGGUAUCUGGCGCUCGCGUCCGCUGCGAGUCCGAAUACACCACGUCCGCUCGCCGUGCUCUGCAUAUACGGUUUGUUGGACCCGGCGGACGAGCGGUACACAUGCCGAGGUCGGCCGCUGCCUGGGGUAGUUCGUGACGAGGAACAGGCGCUGGCGGAGGUGGAGGCUGCUUCGCGCGAUCAGGCGAUUGAUGGGUAUGCGUUCCCGUCCGAUCCGGCGGUUGAUCGGCGGUUUGGGUGGAUUAGGGCUUUGCAUCAGGCCGCGCGGUUCCCGGAUGUGCUUGUGGGGAAGCCUGGGUUGGCGGCGAGGAUUGCUGCUGAGGGGGUUGGGGCGAUUGCGGCGGAGGAUCGGGGGCUGUUUCCUGCUAGCUUUGGGUUGGGGGCUGGGUUCCCGCCUAUGGUGCUUUUGCAUGGGGAUGCGGAUUUGUUGGUUGGGUAUGAGUUGAGUGCGAAGGUGGCUGGGACUUUGGAGACGCUUGGUGUGGAUGUUGCUUUGGAGCGGGCUGAGGGACAGGGGCAUGGGUUUGAGGCGAAAGAGGUUAUUGACUUGGAUGAUGGAAGUUUGAGAGACAAUGCUUUUGCGGAUACGCUUAAGCGUGUUGUCGCGCACCUUGAAAGACAUGUUCAAUGA
Penicillium paradoxum is the source of this 951-nucleotide messenger RNA. Its product is annotated as alpha/beta hydrolase. The record is from RefSeq and is a predicted model, not a curated record. NCBI's taxonomy places the organism in Eukaryota, Fungi, Ascomycota, Eurotiomycetes, Eurotiales, Aspergillaceae. The transcript has 2 exons. Gene Ontology annotation, molecular function: hydrolase activity. Bases 1 to 951 code for a protein of 316 amino acids.